This is a messenger RNA of Linum trigynum, 252 nucleotides long. The record is from the annotation of a GenBank genome assembly. NCBI's taxonomy places the organism in Eukaryota, Viridiplantae, Streptophyta, Magnoliopsida, Malpighiales, Linaceae.
AUGGCUACUCGCCUGGUAGCAGCUGGAGCAGAUGCCCCUGGACCUCCUGCAUGCGCCGAGCUCGGGCCUGCUCCCUCUCGAUGCGCGCCAGGGUCACCCCCUGCUGGGUCUCCAUCCUAUCAAGGCGCUCAUCAUACGCCGCCAUCCGGGUCUGGUACUCGGCAUGGUGAGCCGAAUACUGCUGCUGAAACUGGAUCUGAUAGUCGUAGAGCUGCUGAUUCUAGAGACGCAGCUGCUCGAACUGCUGAGUGA